AUGGCUGCCUCCUCCAACUCUAAGCCAUUACUGGUCAGCGACCUCGUUUCACAUAAUAAAAUCGAUCAACUUCCUUCCAACUUCAUCCGCUCCAUCGCCCAACGCCCAAAUCUUCAGAAUGUUUCCCAUGAUUCCAUCCCCUUAAUCGAUCUCCAUCAUCUCGAAGGUCCUGAACGCUCCACCGUCGUCGAUCAAAUCGGCCAAGCAUGCCGUCACCAUGGCUUCUUCCAGGUCAAGAAUCAUGGAGUACCGGAAUCCGCCGUAGCCAACAUGAUGCAGGUCGCUAGAGAAUUUUUUGGGUUGCCGGAAGAAGAAAGACUCGAGACUUACUCCGACGACCCCACCAAGACAACAAGACUAUCCACCAGCUUUAAUAUACGAACCGAAAAGGUUGCUAACUGGAGAGAUUUCUUGMGACUCCAUUGUUACCCGCUCGAGAACUACAUCCAUGAAUGGCCCACCAACCCAUCUUCCUUUCGGGACCAAGUGGCGGAGUAUUGCCGGAAAACAAGAGAGUUAUCACUCCGAUUGAUUGAAGCCAUUUCAGAGAGUUUGGGUCUCGAAAGGGAUUACAUCAKCAAACAAYUGGGGAACCAUGGUCAGCAUAUGGCYUUGAAUUACUACCCRCCAUGCCCACAACCAGAUUURACCUACGGAUUGCCUGGACAUACUGAUGCUAAUCUGAUCACCAUUCUUCUUCAAGAUGAUGUUGCAGGUCUUCAGGUUUUGAGAAAUGAUCAAUGGGUUGCUGUUGAUCCUGUUCCCAACACCUUCAUCGUCAACAUUGGUGAUCAAAUGCAGGUAUUGAGCAAUGAUAAAUACAAGAGCAUUUUGCAUCGAGCUGUGGUGAACUGUGAAAAAGAACGCAUAUCGAUUCCHACGUUUUACUGCCCAUCGCCGGAUGCAGUGAUCGGACCUGCUCCAGAAUUGGUAACCGAYGAUCAGCCUGCUGUUUACAGCCAAUUCACAUAUGAAGAAUACUACAAUAAGUUCUGGAACAGAGGGCUCGCAACCGAAAGCUGCUUGGAUAUGUUCUUGAAGCUUUGAGCUUCGAUUUCUACAACUCUUUUCGGUUUUAGUUUCUGAUUUGAUCUAUCUUUAAAGAACCCUUGUACUGCAUCUUUUUCAUCAAUAAACUCGUUUUUCAGC
Cynara cardunculus var. scolymus (artichoke) is the source of this 1149-nucleotide messenger RNA. RefSeq names its product protein DMR6-LIKE OXYGENASE 1-like. Bases 1 to 1047 code for a protein of 348 amino acids. The transcript has a single exon. Lineage: Eukaryota; Viridiplantae; Streptophyta; Magnoliopsida; Asterales; Asteraceae. The record is from RefSeq and is a predicted model, not a curated record.